UGUUGCUGACGAGACGCUGAUUGUGUUGUUGUUGAAUUGAAAUCGAUGAAGCUGUGAGAGCGCAAUUGUGACUGCAAUAUCAAGAAUCGUUUGCAGAAAUACGUACUUUCUACGUUGGAAACUUACUGGUGUGCUCCAUUGUUUUUACCAGCUGGCGGAGCCAUGUCAGAGAGCUCAAGUGACACAGAGUCCUCCUGUGGGUGGACUAUCAUAAGUAAUGAAGGUUCAGAUAUUGAGGCCCUGGGGCCAGAGAACGGCCUGGAAUGUGGCUCUGAUCUCCCAGAGAGCGCAGUGCUGGAGCCAGAGCUGCUGCAGAACCAACUCACCACUCUCUCUGCUGAGUUCACUGAGGAGAGGGGUGAGUCAUCUCUUGAUGCCACUCUGAAAGAAGAAACCUUAGAUGAGAUAUUGUCUGCUUCUGAGGCUGGAGGUGAGGUGGCCAGGGACGAGCAAGUGACUCUGUGCUCCUCCAGUGACCACUCUGACAUUGUGACUCUGGGGGACACUAGGGAGACUGAGCUCGGGCCUUGGGAUGAGCAGGCGGUGGAGGAGGAAGAGGGAGCAGUCAGUGAGGAGCUCUACCUGGGCACCUCUUCCAGCAGCCAGUACACCUUCAGCGCAGCAGAGACUGCCAGGCUGAUGAUGGGCCACUGGAAGCUUCCACAGAGUCUGUGGGACUUGGGCUGCCAACUGAAAGGGCAGAUGUCUGGCAGCUGUCCUCUCUCAGUUUUCCCUGCAGAGCAGCCUGUGGUUGCAGACUCCAGCAGCAGUGAGGAUGAGGGAGGAGAGCAGGUCACCCCAGUAGUGCGGAGGCGCAGGGUGAGGAAGAGCACCACUAGCUCUGUGGCUGAGCCUGGAGAGGAGGUGCAGGAGUCUGGCCCCAGUGACCGAGAGGAGACUCUAGAGGAGGAGCAGAAGGAGGUACAGGAGGAGGUACAGGAGGAGCAGGUGCAGCAGGAACCUUGCGUUGCACCCCCACCUCAAGGCCAUGUCAGCAGCACCCUUAACAAAUGUAUACUACUAGCCCUCGUCAUCGCCAUCAGCAUGGGCUUUGGUCACUUCUAUGGCACAGUACAGGUUCAGGACAGGCAGAAGAUUGUGGAGAAGAUCUGUGGAGUGAACGACCUUGGUAAUUCGAGAGAUCUGCAGCCUCAGUGUCAUAAAGGACCAAAUGUCAUCAACAAGGAUGUGGUUAAGAGUCUGAGAGAAGACCUAAAGGACAAGAGUGACAUGAUGCUGUCCCUCACAGGGAUUAUGGACAAGCUUACUAAAGAGAACCAGGAUCUCAGAUCCAAACAGGCCCAGCUACAGGCCCAGAAAGAAGACUUGGUCGUGAAACUGAAGCAGACUGGCGAGGAGAGGGUUAAGAUUGAGUCUAAGCAGAGUCACCUGAUGGUGGAGAACCAGCUGCUGAAGAGCUCCCUGGAGCGUGAGGAGGAGUCCCUGUCCACCCUUCAGGAGGAGCUGAGGAACCUGCGCUCCCAGAUCCGAGACCUGGAGGAGACUGGGGCCGGGACCGACUCCAUACUCUCUGAAAACCAGAGGCUGAAGGACCACCUGGAGGAGGAGACGCAGCGCCUCCGCAACUUCCUGAGCCAGAGGGAGGCCCUGAUGGCUGAGGCCCAGACACUGAGGAGGGAACUGGAUAAUGAGCGGAGGGUGACUGACCAGCUUAGGGAGCAGCUGAGCAGCCGCAACACCAGGGCUGGAGGAGAGAUCGACCCGGAGACAGAGGAGCUGCAGUCACGGCUCAUGGAGUUGCAGAAGAAGCUGAGCUUUGAGCAGCAGCGCUCUGACCUUUGGGAGAGGCUCUAUGUGGAAACCAAAGAGGAGAGGGCCAAGGGAGACAAGCAGGCCAAAGUCAAGAGGUCCAAGGAUGGUGUGAUAGGGAAGGUGAAAGACACUUUUGAUGCGGUGAAGAACUCCACCAAGGAGUUUGUGCACCAUCACAAAGAGCAGAUAACGAAAGCCAAAGAGGCUGUGAAGGAGAAUCUGAGGAAGUUCUCUGAUUCUGUGAAAUCCACCUUCCGCCACUUCAAGGACUCUGCUUCGCGUAUGAUGGACAAGACUUACCGGCCUCAUGAUCGGAGGUUUCAUGAGAGGAAGGAAGCCAAGACAGAGCAGCAGGAGCAUCAUAGAGACCAUGGAAACAAGGACUCAGAGGAGGAACCAUGGCAGCCCAGAACCCACAAGCCCCUGCAUCGUCACCCUCGUAAAUCCACUGAUGACUCUUUCCAGGCACACCGUAACACCCGGAAGUCGGGGGGUAAAGUUGAGGAGGACCCAGAGGCUGAGCAACAACAAAGAGGAGUGCCCAAAGGUUGCUCUGGGGUUUUCGACUGUGCCUACCAAGAAUCCAUGAGCCUCUUCAACAAAGCCAUGGACCCCAUAAGAGCAGAUGAGUUCAACCAGCUGCUUCACAGUUACCUCCAGCAGGAGGUUGACCACUUCCACCACUGGACUGAGCUGGAGAGCUUUAUUAAAAAUUUCUUUCACAACGGAGUCUUCAUCCAUGAUCAGAUGCUGUUCACAGACUUUGUUAGUGGUGUGGAAGACUACCUGGAGGACAUGGAUGAGUACUAUGGCCACAACGAUGACGUCUUUGAAGAUCUUGAUGAGUAUGUCUACAGGCACUUCUUUGGAGAUACCUACUCAAAACGUUAUGGGUCAAGUAGACCCUUUGAAGUGCCAAAUACGGAUACUAAAGAAGAAAGACUAGCCAAGCACCAGCAGCGCAAUCAGAGGGCCCGGCCCCGGUCACAAAGAGAGAGGAAGUGGAGCAGAGCAGGACGGAACACAGACAGACACAUGGCUGAUGUAAAAAUAGAGUUGGGUCCUAUGCCCUUUGAUCCCAAAUAUUGAGAAUAAUCUUACCUAAUGAAUCUGUUUUUAUAAUGGCUGAUAUUGUAGUUGCAAAGGCUAUUUAGGAUGUGUUUGAUGGAAAGCCUUUUCACUUCUUAUUCUUCUGUUUUUGUGAUUUUGCACAAUGUUCUUUUAAUGCUGCCGAAUGUCCCCUUGCUUCCUGUGUUGUGUAAGCAAUCCUUACGUUAGUAGCAAUGGUGGUGUAUCUGACUGCAAUCUAAUCUCAUGCGCACAAAGAAAAUUAUUGCUUCAAUGAUAAAUAUGACUAACUACAGCAAGAAACAUGGGAAUGUUUAGUAAAUCUGACAGUAGCUAACUCUGUAGUACACAUUCAUUGUCAUCAGGUCAGCUGUUACAUGUUCAUGUUCUUUUUAAGAGCCAUCACUGACUGUAAUUUGCACAACAUUUCUUAUUUUUGGGCCUUGUUUAAAAAAUAAUAAUAAUCUAUUACCAUUUUAAUUGUCUAAAUGUAGGCCUAAUGUGAAUGAAUAAUGAUUAAUUGGAUGGAUCCAACAAUGGAAAGAAAUUUUAAAAAAUGUCAGUGGCAUUGAGAAGUUAUGCACUGACAAAUACACUUUAAUUUAAAUUCCAAAUUGUCAUAAGGUGACAAAUUGAUAAUUGUGAGAUGAUGGCCUAAACAAUUGCUGACUGAUACUGUUGUGUGCAGUAAAACUUUAAAAGUAGCAAAACCACUGAGAAAUACUUGCAAGAAUGCAAGCUGGUUCCACAGUCGAUUUCUAUAAUUUGCUGCUACGUUACAUAUUUGUUUAAAAUGGUGAGAUAAAGUGCAACUGUGUUGUCGUUAAAUUGUUCAGUAACAUUCCAACUAUGGCUUGUUUUAUUAAGGCUGAUUUAUUUCCUUUCAUUUACAGAUGUGCUGUUGAAAAUGAAUUGCAGCUUCCCAAUAAAUAAAAAAAGUGAAUAUUGAUUGCUUCUCCCCCCUAACAUAGUGGACUGUCUGGCUAGGUGUUGCAUUAUUUUCAAUGUUUAAAAGAUCAAUCUGUUAUUCAGUUUUAUAAUUUAUUCCUUUACAUUGCAGAUCCAUUUUGAUUUAACUUCCCGAUGGUUCUGUUCAGUGCAUUUUGUAAACUAGGAUGCGUCUUCAAACUCGUCCUUGAGAUACAUGAGUAAGGGAAAAUCUUUGUGCUUAGAAAUGUAUUUGCAUUCUGUUCAGUGCCUUUGAUAAACUAGGAUGCUUUUUCCAACUCGUCCUUCAGGAACGUGACUGUGGAAUAUUUCUGUACUUCUCAUAAAUCUAUUCCCCUCCAAGAAUGCAGAGAUCUCCUGAGGACAGAAAAAGCUAAUAAUAAAAGUGAUUGUAACAGUGAA
Oncorhynchus tshawytscha (Chinook salmon) is the source of this 4191-nucleotide messenger RNA. Its product is annotated as cell cycle progression protein 1. The transcript has 11 exons. Lineage: Eukaryota; Metazoa; Chordata; Actinopteri; Salmoniformes; Salmonidae. Bases 163 to 2862 code for a protein of 899 amino acids. The record is from RefSeq and is a predicted model, not a curated record. Gene Ontology annotation, cellular component: membrane.